This is a messenger RNA of Chinchilla lanigera (long-tailed chinchilla), 5286 nucleotides long. It is a transcript of the gene Ankar, whose product is annotated as ankyrin and armadillo repeat containing. The record is from RefSeq and is a predicted model, not a curated record. Bases 928 to 5265 code for a protein of 1445 amino acids. Lineage: Eukaryota; Metazoa; Chordata; Mammalia; Rodentia; Chinchillidae. Gene Ontology annotation, molecular function: protein binding. The transcript is spliced from 24 exons.
UCCAUCCCCGAGCCGUGGCAGACGCGAGCUAUUGUGAUCCUGGGUCUUAGGCUUGUGUGUGACACACCGGGUUCUGACUUUGCAUCCACCAAGCAGGCAGAGCAAGGUCUGCCUCGCUGGACCGGGUUCCCCAAGUUAGCAGGAGAGGCAGAUUCUCUGUGCCACCCCAGCUAAUGGAAUCCGACCCUGCGGGGUGGGAUCAAGCAAGAUGUAUUUUCACAAGUGGCAGACGAUUUUAAUAUCAGCUAAAUUUUGAGAACCACUGUAUCAUGGAGAUCGAUUACAUGAAACAAUCAAAAAUGUUGUGUAUAAGGUACCUGGCAAAUAGUAGAUACUCAACAAAAUGACAAUAUGGUUAUUACUCCAGGAACACAGAAAUAUUUAAUUACACAAAAACCGAAGGUUAGACUGGGAAUACAGCUCCGUGAUAGAGCACUCACUUAGCGUGUCUGAGCCCCUAAGGCUAGAACCAAAAGCAAAAAAGAAAAGAAAAAGGAAUUUAAAAAAAAAAAAAAAACAGGUAUUUCCUGUCUGCCCUUUAAGCAGGUCCUUAUUUUCUUUAAAAUUUUGAAGAGGUGCACAAAAAAUCCCCUCCAAUGAGAAUACUGUAGGUUUAUAGCAGUUGCUUCUCAUGUAUAAACUUAGCGUUUUCUUGACAGACAGUCACAUUACUUAACAAUAGGGACACAUUCUGAGAAGCAUGUCAGACCACUUCAUUGUGUAAUCAUCAUAGAAUGUACAAGCUAAGAUGCUACUGUAUUGCUAGGCAGUAUACUCUAUGAGACAGGAUCCUCUGCAGUCUGUUGCUGACGGAAAUAUUGUUAUGUAGCGUACAUUAGUGCUUCGCUGUAUCUUUUGACUCUUGAAAAGCAGAGCGUGAUUAAUGUUUACAGAAACUUCCAGAAUUGAAGCUAGAUUUAAUUGAAAAUGUUAAGACUGCCCAAAAAAGGAUUACCUAGAAUUGAUCAAGCUCAAGAUGAAGAAACCUACCUUGAAAAUUUAGCAGUACAGAGAAAUGCUUCUGCUUUUUUUGAAAAUUAUGAUCGGAGUGAAAUACAAGAGUUACUAACUACGGCAUUAGCCAGCUGGUUGUCUACCAAGGAGGACGGGCGCUCUCAGAUAGAGUUCCCGAGUGGGAUUAUGAGUCAGAUGAACAACGUAGGUUUCUCCACUGCGAUCCUGCUGAUGCCUGUGGACCCGACCGCCCUCUUAGACUAUAGGGAAGUCCAUCAGAUCAUCAGGGAGUUGGCUGUUGGAAUUUAUUGCUUAAAUCAAAUUCCUUCAAUCAGUUUAGAAGCUAAUUAUGAUCAGAGUUCUUCCUGUCAGCUACCUCCAGCUUAUUUUGAUACCAGAGUUGGGCAAAUUCUGAUCCAUAUUGACUACAUGCUGAAAGCACUAUGGCAUGGAAUAUACAUGCCCAAGGAGAAACGAGUCAGGUUCUCUGAAAUGUGGCGUACCAUCUUGGACAUCGAUCCAGAUGGGAAGCCUCAAACAAAUAAAGAUAUUUUUGCAGAGUUUAGUUCAGCAGGGUUGGUUGAUAUUACACAGGAUCCAGACUUUAGUGGAAUCUAUGAUGAAGACCUGAAUGAAGAUCCAACAUAUUAUCCUAACAGCCCUGAAGAAAAAGCUGUCUUUAUGAAAUAUGCUGAAAAUAUUCUGCUAAAAUUGACAUUCAGUACCACACAAGUUCAGCAGUGUGAAAAUGUCUUUAUAUUUGAAGCAACCUAUUGGCUGACCAAUGCUAUAAAAUAUACUCAGGAUUAUCUUGAUAUUUGUACCUAUCAGAGACUACAGCAAAGAUUAUAUCUUCAAAAAAAGGUUAUUCAAAAAUACUUUGAGAAGAAAAAAGAAAUCAGAAGAGGGAUAAGUUACCUAAAGUUGAUAUGUUUUCUGGUUCCAUUUUUACUAAGUUUGAAAAAGAAGAUGAAAGUUCCAUAUUUAAAUAGCCUGCUUCAGCCUUUUUCAGAUGACAAGGUCAAGACAGAGCGAGAGGUGCCGCCAUUUAUUUAUGGACGAGAUUUUAAAUGCCAGAACUUUCACUACAAAGAGAAUCAAUACUUUCAUGUUCAUGGAGGAAUUGAGUUUGAUAUCACCACCCCUUCAAUUGAGAAUGCUUUGGACGAUUUUAAGACCAAUUUAGAAAAAAUACGGGAGUGUGCUGCUAAUACAUUUGCAGAAGAUUUCGGAUACAAAGAAUAUUACUCCAUACCAGUGAUGGAAUUUUGUGGGAAAAGCUAUUAUGUGAUCUAUUUUGAACUUGAAAUUUUCUAUCAGCAACUGUAUAAGACGCAGUGGUGGGGAGCCAUAAAUGAAAUAGUGAACACUCUGAGGGUGAAAAGACUUCCACUGACAGAUGCUCAAUUACACGAACAAUUUAAGAAAAAAUUUGGCUUCAAAAAAGCCAUGAAAUGCAAGAGUAUACCAUUUGGUCUGAAGUCUGCUGUUGAGAGAGGGCUAUCAGCGGUUUUCCACACAUUUAGCCGUAAAACCUCAAGCUCCACCAUCAAUGUCUCGGAUGAAGCAGGCUAUGCUAUCUUCCACCAUGCUGCCCUCCACAACAGAAUUUCCAUCAUAUGUCAUCUGUGUGAUGCUAACUUCAACAUCAACCAGAGACGCUUUGUUAUGUUCAGCCAAGAAUCAUCCAAAAUGGAAGUGAAAAAAGAAAGAAAUGGUCCGACUCCUCUGCACCUGGCUGCGCAGGCUUGCUCGUUGGAAAGCACCAUCUGUCUACUUUCUUUCAAAGCUGAUUUUACACUUUCUGAAAAAAGAGGCUGGAUGCCAAUCCACUUUGCCGCUUUCUAUGAUAACAUCAGCAUCAUCAUUGUUCUCUAUAGGAAGGAUCCUACUUUGCUAGAAGCAGAGGCGACCGCUGAGAAUCAGUGCACUCCACUUUUACUGGCUGCCACUUCAGGAGCUCUGGACACGAUUCAAUACCUAUUUUCUCUUGGUGCCAACUGGAGGAAAACAGAUACUAAAGGAAACAAUAUAAUUCAUCUGUCAGUGCUAACCUUUCACACGGAAGUACUUAAGCAUAUAAUAGAGUUAAAUAUUCCUGAACUCCCAGUUUGGAAAACGUUAGUAGAAAUGCUGCAGUGUGAGAACUUUAAACGAAGGAUGAUGGCUGUCAUGUCCUUAGAAGUAAUUUGCUUAGCGAAUGAUCAAUACUGGAAAUGUAUUUUGGACGCAGGCACCAUUCCUGCCUUAAUCAACCUAUUAAAAAGUCCCAAAAUAAAGUUACAGUGCAAAACAGUUGGGUUACUGAGCAAUAUCUCCACCCACGUAAGUGUCGUGCAUGCCUUGGUAGAGGCAGGCGCUAUUCCGGCACUGAUCAACCUCCUGGUUUCUGAUGAACCUGAACUGCACUGUCGCUGUGCUGUCAUUCUGUACGACAUUGCUCAGUAUGGAAACAAGGAUAUUAUCGCCAAAUUCAAUGGAAUCCCAGCUCUGAUAAAUCUCUUGACAUUAGAUAUGGAAAACGUGCUAGUAAAUGUAAUGAACUGUAUACGAGUAUUAUGCAUAGGAUAUGAAAAUAAUCAAAAAGCAGUGAGAGACCAUAAUGGCAUCAAACACCUUAUUAGAUUUCUGAGUAGUGAUUCCGAUGUGCUGCAGGCUGUGUCUUCCGCCACGAUAGCUGAAGUCGCACGUGGCAAUAAGGCAGUUCAGGACGCUAUUGCUCAGGAAGGAGCGAUCCCACCCCUGGUAGCGCUUUUCAUAGGAAAACAACUGAGUGUCCAAGUGAAAGGUGCAAUGGCUGUGGAAUCCCUGGCGAGUUACAACCCUCCUAUACAGAAGGCCUUCCUGGAACAUAAAUUAACUAAGUAUCUUUUAAAACUCCUAAAGGCAUUUCAAGUAGAUAUUAAGGAACAAGGAGCCAUAGCUCUUUGGGCUUUGGCAGGACAAACACUGAAACAGCAGAAGUACAUGGCGGAACAGAUCGGAUACAACUUCAUCAUAAAUAUGCUUUUGUCACCAUCUGCCAAAAUGCAGUAUGUUGGAGGUGAGGCAGUCAUAGCUCUAAGUAAGGACAGCAGGAUGCAUCAAAAUCAAAUAUGCGAAGGCAAUGGAAUUGCACCACUGAUUCGCUUACUAAGAAUUCAUAAGAUAGCCGAAGGCACGCUUCUCAGCGUCGUCAGAGCAGUGGGGUCCAUUUGUAUCGGUGUAGCCCACACAAGUAAUCCCAUUAGUCAACAAUUUAUUGUGGAUGAAAAUGCCUUUCCAAUACUUAUGCAACUACUGAGAGAUCACCCUUCAUCUAACAUUAAGGUUGAAGUGGCAUUUUCCUUGGCAUGCAUCGUUCUCAGGAAUGAUGAAUUACAGAAACAAUUACAAGAAAAUGAAGGGUUUAAAUAUUCCGAUGUCCUCUAUCUUCUUCACUCAACGGAUAAGGAUAUUUGCUUAAGAGCAGCCUAUGCGUUAACCCUUUUUGCCUUCAACAAUCGCUUUCAACAAUACUUAAUACUGGAAAGUGGAAAAAUCACCCUGUCCAUUUUUGAACCUUUUCUUCAAUCAACAGUUGAAACUGAGAGGUCAAUGGCAGCAUUUCAGAUUAUUGUAUUAGCUAAAGUCAUCAUAGAUGUGGACCAUAUUACUUUGUCUGCAAGAGGAGUUACUAUUUUAGUCAACAGUCUGUACUCGUACAAGCAUACCACUAUUGUCUUGACAGGAAAUUUAAUAGCUAGCCUGGCUCACUCCAGAGCUGGUAUUCCAGAAGCAUUUAUUACAUUAGGAACAAUCCAGCGACUCUGCUACCACUUGUACUCAGGAAGAGAAGAGGUUCGUACAGCAUGCUCCUGUGCUCUUGGAUACUUGACCUACAAUGCAAAUGGUUUCCGCAUUCUGUUAAAGGAAUGCAGGAAUAAACCUAAUCAGUUCCUUCGUAUAAGAAACAACAUCAGCAGAGAUGCAAGUAUUAAUCCAGCAUUUUUAAAGGAAUUUCAAAUGCAACAAAUGGUUGGACUUCCUUCUCUAAGUCUGGAGAGGAAUGGAGGCCCUUUCAUAAAUCCUGUCUUUAGAAAAGGGAAAGAGCACCGAAGAAAAGCAAAACCUAAAAUUCAACCAAGAGAUUCUUUGACUUUAAUGCCUCCUGUAACUAACUUCGCGGGACUCUUCAAAACGACAAAAAAGAGCAAAAUUUCUCAUAAUAUUUUCGCUUUUUCAUCUGCAAUUUCAUCAGAUAUCAUCAAUGUAAUAAGACCAAGAAUAGUGUGUUUGAACCGACUUGGGAAACAGGAACAGAAAGCCAACCCAGAGCCUGCAGAGGGCUAGUAAAAAAUCUUAGUAUGAAAA